Corapipo altera (White-ruffed manakin) is the source of this 687-nucleotide messenger RNA. Its product is annotated as dysferlin-like. The record is from RefSeq and is a predicted model, not a curated record. Gene Ontology annotation, molecular function: calcium ion binding; calcium-dependent phospholipid binding. Gene Ontology annotation, cellular component: T-tubule; cytoplasmic vesicle. The annotation marks the transcript as partial. The transcript has 6 exons. Gene Ontology annotation, biological process: macrophage activation involved in immune response; T-tubule organization; plasma membrane repair. Lineage: Eukaryota; Metazoa; Chordata; Aves; Passeriformes; Pipridae.
CGCCUGCCCAAGGAGAGCCUCUACAGCCCCCCCAUCGUCAUCAAGGUCCUGGACAACCGUCCCUUCGGGCGCCGGCCCGUGGUGGGACAGUGCUCCGUGCGCUCCCUGGAGCCCUUCCGAUGGGAUCCCUCCGGCCAGGACACCGCCCGGCCCCCCGGGCACGGAGACGACGUGAGCCUCACGCCCGGGGACGACAUCCUCAUCGACAUCGACGACAAGGAGCCCCUGCUCCCCGUCCAGCUUGCCGAGGGUGUGACCAGCUCUGCACUAAUUACCCUCCCUCCUGCCGGGGCCCCGCCUCCUGAGGAAGAAUUCAUCGACUGGUGGAGCAAGUUUUAUGCUUCCAUAGGAGAGAGGGAAAAAUGUGGCUCCUACCUGGAGAAGGGCUUUGACACCCUGAAGGUCUACGACACGGAGCUGGAGGAGCUGGAGGAGUUCGAGCACCUCUGUGACUUCUGCCACACCUUCCCCCUGCUCCGGGGCCGGAGCCGCGACUGCAGCGACGACCCCUCGGUCGUGGGGGAGUUCAAGGGUUCCUUCAGGAUCUACCCCCUUCCCGAGGAUCCGCGCGUGCCGGCGCCGCCCCGGCAGUUCCGGCAGCUCCCGGCGCGGGGUCUCCAGGAGUGUCUGCUCCGGGUCUACAUCGUCAGGGCCUUCGACCUGCAGCCCAAAGACUCCAACGGGAAG